AUGCUGCUGAGGCUCUUGCUGUUGAUCUGUGUUCCACUCUGUGAACCAACUGUGCUGCUUUUGAUAGCCAACCCUUCUAUGCCCAUAGAGGGUAACUCAAUGACCCUGACUUGUAAGGCCCAGCUCCCUCCAGAGAAGUUAGAUGUCCAUCUCCAGUUCUGCUUCUUCAAAGAUGGCUAUGCCCUGGGGCUGAGCUGGAACAACUCUACAGAGCUCCAGAUCCCUGCCGUGAGGAGGGAAGAAGAUUCAGGGUCCUACUGGUGUGAAGCACAGGCAGCUGAAACUAAAGUCAUAAAGAGCAAGAGUAUCCAGAUAUAUGUGCAGAGAAUCCCUGUCUAUAAUGUGAGCUUGGAGACACAGCCUCCAGGGGGACAUGUGAUGGAGGGAGAAAAGCUGGUUCUUGUCUGCUUGGUCCCUGGGGGAACAGGAGACAUCACUUUUCUCUGGUACAAAGGGGUUCUGGGCUUAAACCUGGAAACGAAGACCCAGCGUUCACUGACAGCAAAAUUUGAGAUUCCUAUGGUGAGGGAGAGUGAUGCUGAGAAAUAUUACUGUGCAGCUGACAAUGGCUAUGGUCUCAGUCUCAGUGGGCUAGUGAGCAUCACAGUCAGAAUUCCAGUGUCUCGCCCAGUUCUCACCAUCAGGGCUCCUGAGGCUCAGAAUGUGGUGGGAGAUGUAAUAGAUCUUCACUGCGAAGCAUGGAGAGGUUCUCCUCCAAUCUUGUACCAGUUUUAUCAUGAGAAUGUUACCAUGGGAAACAGCUCAGCCCCCUUUGGAGGAGGAGCAUCCUUCAACCUCACUCUGACUGCAGACCAUUUUGGAAACUAUUUCUGUGAGGCCAACAAUGGCCUUGGGGCCCAACGCAGUGAGGUGGUGAUACUCAACAUCACAGUGCCCCCAGAAGACAGAAGAAACCUUACUUCAACACUCUUUGAGUGGUUGCUUGGAAUCCUGGGUCUCACCACUAUGGUCCUAUUAUUUUGCUGUUGGCUCAAGAGAAAAAUAGGAAAACAUUCGGCCAGGGAUCCAUUCAGGAGCCCUCCCAGCCCUGUACUCCAAGGAUCCACAUAUGUCAACUCAACUUCUCCAGUGCAACUACAGCCUAUAUAUAAAAAUGUGAAUGCAGUAAAUGGAGAAGAGGUUUAUUCUUUGGUGUACUAUAUGCAACAGCAACAGCAAUCAGCAGCAGUAGAAUCCCUGAGUACACAUACUGAGGAUAAGGACUCUUCAGUCAUCUAUUCUGGACUGAAGAGAGCAAUCCUUAGAGAUGAAGACUAUGAAGAUGCUAUGUAA
This is a messenger RNA of Pteronotus mesoamericanus, 1293 nucleotides long. It is a transcript of the gene FCRL1, whose product is annotated as Fc receptor like 1. The transcript has 11 exons. Bases 1 to 1293 code for a protein of 430 amino acids. Gene Ontology annotation, molecular function: transmembrane signaling receptor activity. Gene Ontology annotation, cellular component: plasma membrane. NCBI's taxonomy places the organism in Eukaryota, Metazoa, Chordata, Mammalia, Chiroptera, Mormoopidae. Gene Ontology annotation, biological process: cell surface receptor signaling pathway. The record is from RefSeq and is a predicted model, not a curated record.